Messenger RNA from Misgurnus anguillicaudatus (oriental weatherfish), 2035 nucleotides. RefSeq names its product immunity-related GTPase family, q2 (gene irgq2). Gene Ontology annotation, cellular component: membrane. Gene Ontology annotation, molecular function: GTP binding. The record is from RefSeq and is a predicted model, not a curated record. Lineage: Eukaryota; Metazoa; Chordata; Actinopteri; Cypriniformes; Cobitidae.
CUGUAAAAAUAUCACGUUCACCUGCUUACAGCUCCUAUGGGAUGACGUGUUUUGGAUUAGGUCUUAGAUAACGGGAUUAGAAUCUUCCACACUCCUUAAAUAGCUUGCAAGUGUCAGCAUCUACUGUUUGUACCACCGGAGAAAACUGCAUUGGUAUAGUUUAAUAUUUACAGUGGUCUACAACUCUGGCCAUCAUCAUUUAUGAUCUGAGAGAAGAUUAUUUUUCAUCUGGCAAACAUGGCUGAUGUCUUAAAGAGUCUUAACCUUUUGGAAACCCUUAAGGAGUCCAUAGAAAAGAACAAUAUUUCAGAUAUAAGAGAUGCCAUGGAGGACAUGCUGAUCAGCAGAAUUAACAUUGCGGUCGCAGGUGACCGAAAUCUUGAAAAGGCCACUUUUAUCAACUCACUUCGAGGACUCGGCCAGGAAGAUGAAGGAGCGGCCUGUGUUCCACCUUCUGCUGCCCCGGAGGAACUAGCUGUGUUUCCCAAUCCCAAACAUCCAGAUUUUCGGCUCUGGGAUCUGCCAUCUAUCCCCAGCGACCCAUGUUUUGAGGCAGAGAAAUAUAUAGAGCGCUAUAAAGUUUUGCGGUACAAUGCCGUCAUUAUCACAUUCACAGAGAGUCCCAGCGUGAACAGUGUGGCAGUGUGGAGGGAAGCUCGGUCGUUACAAAAAGAGACGGUGUACUUCGUCUUAUUAGCAUCUAUGAAGGAUACAGAGAAAACAUUGGAAACGAAAAAGAAAGCGAGUCUGGAAGUGCUCAGGGCUGAAGGUGUUACACUCCCAAAAGUGUUCCUAGUUCACCCGUCUGCUUUGGAGAAGUUGGACUUUUCAAAGUUUUUAGAGGUGAUGCGUGGCGACCUUCCGGAAAUCAGGGCACAUGCUCUUCUUCUGGCCCUGCCUGCUUUCUCCAACUCAUUGGUCCACCAGAAGAAAGACGCCUUCAAGGCACUUGUAUGGGCAGCUGCAUCUUUAUCUGGUGGAGUUUCUGCCAUUCCCGUGCCCUUGGUGGCCUCCAUGGUGGACGCUACUGUGGCCGUACGGAUUUUGACCAAGGCUCAGAUCUCGCUUUGUCUGGAUGAUGAUUCUCUGCAGCGACUGGCAAGGCAGCGAGGUCUCGACCUAUCCAGGCUAAAGGGUCUGAGGACAUGUGCGCUUUCUGUUGAGGUCAGCAAGAGUGAAGUUAAAAGACGACUCGCAGAGGCCGAGAAGGAGACCAAUACUGCUUCAAAAAGACUCGUGGAGCUAGCCAUGCCAAGACACGCCAGGUCCGUUAGUCGAUCUUUUACGGUUAUGCUGCAGGCUCUCAACACCGCUAUUGAUGACAUGGGUGCUGAUGCUGAGAAAGUGGUUGCUAUGGUAACAGAUGGACAGUAGAUCACCCUUUUUAGGGGGCUAAAAUUUACAAUUGUCUCAGUGUUGUACACACAUGCAUGCUCUUUACAUAGUUUUGAUUUGUACCUGGUCAUGUUUAGUGUACUAGUACAGUUUUUUUAUUUGCUUUGGUACUAUUUUCACAAGUAAGGUGUAAAUUUUCAAAACUCUUAGUACAAAAAUCCAAACUGAUCACACUUGUAACGCAGCUAGUCAUUCUUUCAAAACUUGAUGUAAUGUUUUCAGUCCACAUAAUCAUUGUUUCAAAUAUAAGAUUAUUGUAAUAUGUAAUGAGAACAUUUGGUUUAAUCACCGAAACACAACAGUAUGAUCUUCUUUCAGUUUAGUACUUUUAACAAUCAGUUCAUCCAACAGCAAACAAUGCAAGAUACAUGUUUCAAAUCAGCCUUAAAAGUGCUGAAAUUAAUAUGCUACAGUACUAUAAAAUACAUAUUACACAGUUUCACAUUAGGCAAUACACUACAUUACUUACAUAAUCUAUAAUUUCCAAAAUAUCCAUCCUAUGUGUAAUCAAGUGAAGGAUCAAUGAAGACAUCCUCUACAAUCAUUUGGGCAAAUUACAGUAGUUUUUAUUUUUCAGAUAUAAUUGUAACAUAGCUAUACUUUCUAUAAUGUAACUGAAUGAAAACAUAAAAUUUAGUGC